Molecule: messenger RNA, 1111 nt
Organism: Perca flavescens (yellow perch)
Lineage: Eukaryota; Metazoa; Chordata; Actinopteri; Perciformes; Percidae
Product: Fc receptor-like protein 1
Exons: 6
Coding region: 305-1111 (268 amino acids)
Biological process (GO): cell surface receptor signaling pathway; immune response
Cellular component (GO): external side of plasma membrane
Molecular function (GO): transmembrane signaling receptor activity
Source: RefSeq, a predicted model, not a curated record
CUGACACAACCUUUAAGAGCAGGAAGUGACAACAGCUGCAGAGAAACUGUAGUUAAAGGGUUAACGUCAGAGCUGAUUGGACGGAGCUGCAGCGUGUUAGAGAAGCAGAAUAAACUGGUGUUAAAGCUGGAAGACGCUGAGAGUAUUUAGUGUGGACUCCAUCUUCUCUGAGCUCACAGUUGUUCUGUCUGUCUGCAGUAAAAGCUCAAACUAACCUGAGGUCCAUUUCUCUUCAGUUCUGACCUCACUGCUGAGCAGCACAACAAACCAAGUCUCUCUGACUGUGAGUCCCAGCAGCUCUCAGAUGUUUGAAGGACAGCCUGUCUCUCUGAGCUGUGAGGAGGACGACAGCUCUGCUGGAUGGACUCUGAGGAGGAACACAUCCAGAGAAACCAGAGCUGAGUGUAAAGACUGGGGAAUAUCUGCUGGUUCUUCUUGUAACAUCGACUACAUGCUCCCAUCGGACAGUGGAGUUUACUGGUGUGAGUCCAGAGAGGGAGCAACCAGUAACAGCAUCACCAUCACUGUCACUGGUGGACCAGUGAUCCUGCAGAGUCCUGUCCUCCCUGUGAUGGAGGGAGAAGACCUCACUCUGACCUGUAGAACAAAGAUGUCCUCCAACCGCUCAGCUGAUUUCUAUAAAGAUGGCUCCUUCAUCAGGACUGAGCCUGCAGGUCACAUGACCAUCCACCAUGUUUCCAGGUCUGAUGAAGGCCUCUACAAGUGUCUCAUCAGCAGUGUUGGAGAGUCUCCACCCAGCUGGGUCUCUGUCACAGUUCUGACCUCACUGCUGAGCAGCACAACAAACCAAGCCUCUCUGACUGUGAGUCCCAGCAGCUCUCAGAUGUUUAAAGGACAGUCUGUCUCUCUGAGCUGUGAGGAGGACGACAGCUCUGCUGGAUGGACUCUGAGGAGGAACACAACCAGAGAAACCAGGACUCAGUGUGGAGAUGGCUGGGGAAGACCUGCUGGUUCUUCCUGUAACAUCAGCUACAUGGUCCCAUCCCACAGUGGAGUUUACUGGUGUGAGUCCAGAGAGGGAGCAACCAGUAACAGCAUCACCAUCACUGUCCCUUGUAAGAUCAGACUGUGGAGUCACUGGUUUCUAUAA